GUUCUGUCUGUGUGUAUCAACGACUAAGCGGGUAUAAAACGAGUGUAGUGGCCGUUUCGCGGUACUCGGCCGCGCAAGGUCAAGUGUGAGAGUCAUUGCUCUGUGCAUCGGUGCCGAGCUUCCCUGCAGCUUUGACGAUUAAAAAUGGCUAGGACUAUAAUUUUGGCAUGUCUAAUAUGUUUAACAAGUCAGGCAUUAGCAAUCAGUGAUGACAAAUUUAUCAAGAAGUACGCUAUGAUGAAGAUUUAUGAAAGCUGCUUUGGUCCCGAAGUAGUGAAGCAACUUCGGCAAGAAAUGAAAGAUGCGGUCGCAAAAUGUUGUGCAACGCCAUCUCUCGACGAACCGUCGAACGACUUGCCAAACGAUCCGCCGAACCAACAGAGCUUGCCGUCCAUCUUGUUUGGCAAACUUCCACCUGGGUUCGCUAUGGACCCGAGUACCCAAACCAUCACCAGGCCGCUAGAUGGCGCUCAUAAUGUGGAAAAUAAUAAUUUACCACAACCAGAUCAAGGGCAACAACUGCAGAAAAUUCCAUCAAUUGGAAGCAUGCUACCGUUUAGAUCACAAGGGCCCUUCCAACCCCAAACCCCCUACAUGACGCCGGGUCAGUACCGCCCCCUGGCGCCGCCGUACUACCAGUACCCAUACAACCCCAUGCUGUACUCGCCGCCGGGCCUGCCCUUCAACCCCUACUACCAGCAACAACAACCCUUCCAACAGGGCAUGUACCAACCACCAUACUUCGCAGGAAGCAGCAGGAUGUCUCGCGACUUCAACAUCCAACGCGACGAGCCGCGCGAUCGUCUUGAACUCCUCCACCACCGCUCCGCCGCCGUCGGGCGCGUCCGCAACAUCACGUGCGUCAUGCAGGAGCUGGGCUACGUUGACCACAAUCUGCAGCCCAACUACGAGCAGAUCACCAAGCGCAUCAGCAACCUGCCCGUCUCCGCCGAGCUGAAGGGCGACAUCCAGGACGGGAUGCAGUUCUGUCAGAAGUUCUCGCAAUGUGUGCCAGACAUCAAGCGCGACAUGGCGCCGCUGUCUCAAGAGCUGAUCAAACCGAUGUUCUUCUUCCGUUGCUACAAGCACAAGAAAUUGGAAGCGUGUAUCAUGAAAGACAUUCGCGAACGGUUCACGUCUGAAGAUGAGCUUGAUACUGAAGGCGAUUUCAGGUCACUGUCGAGGUCAGCAAGGUCGGUGCGAGAGGAUCCCCUGGGUGACCCUCGUCUCGAUGCCCUGGAUGAGAUGGCUGCCUACAUGUAUGACUUCCUCAGCGGCGGGAGCAGUCUUGACUACGAUCUCUAUUUGUAAUUAUAUUAGCUAUAGGCAGAUGAACGGAGUCCUCGCCAGAGCGGUACACCCAGUGGCGUGCAUAGGUAUUGUGACCAGGGUAAGCACGAGUCAUAUAAAAAGCAGGACAUAUGACUAAGAAUGUAGGGAGAUACGUAUGACGUAUGGCGAGAACUAAUUUGCCUAUGUGUUUGCCUAAAUUGCCUUGAGAAUUUUCUUUUUCUGGUUGAUGGAAAAUUCCUUUAUACGUAUCGAUCUUCAUUUUCGAAGAUUUUUAGAUAUUAUUUUUGCAUUUUAAGCAACUUUGAUAAUAGUUCUUAUUUAAAUAAUUUUUUAGUUUAAAUCAUAUUGACUUCUAUAUUUUUAUUUAAUUAGUGAAUAGGGUAUAAAGCCAAUUUCUGAUGCUCAAAUAGUUUAGCAUAAUACUAUGCCAUUGAAUGCAUUUAUAGAUAAAUAAUUAAUUUAUAAUUAUAUAAGUUAUUUUAGUAUAUUAAUAACAGUUAACAGCGGUCUCUUCUCUCGUUUAUAAUUGAAAACAAUUUUACAUGGGUGUUAAUUUUUUCAUCUUAACAAUGUUUGCUCACCCUGUUAACACUACACUACUGCUGGUUUAGGCACUAUAGACCGAGUAGAAUUAUAUUAAUUUUACAUUAAGUAUAUCCUAAACUGCACAUAAGAUUAGAAGGCUAUUUAUACAAAUACAUAUCUUCAAAAAAUUGUUUUGAUUUUGAAUAUUGAUGAUUAAUAAUAACAAUGCUCAUGUUUUACUUUUAAACUUUAAAUAUUUUUUUAUACAAAAUACUUACUUUAUUACAGUUUAUAAUAGAUAUUAUAAAAAAAUAAAAAGAAGUUAAGCCUAGCUUAGCGGUGAGUGUAGCCUUAAUGCUAAAUAGCCUGAAUUUUCCAAAAUAUACAAACAUACUUUUUUCCAUUCUGACUGAAAUUUCCAUAAAUAUAUUAGCGUGUAAACAAAUAAACAAAAGUCUCUUCAGCUUAAAAUAUGACAUGAGUUUUAGAUGAUAGAGGAUUAGAUGUACGAAAUAGUUUUUUUUGUAAUUAUUUUUUAUAUGACAAUGGAGUUGUAGAAGGAAGUUUGCUUAAGUUAUAUUACGAGUAAAAAUGUAUACCUACUUUUCAAAAUUACUUGAGUAAGUAAGUAUUAUUUUUUCACAAAAUAAAAUUAAAAAUAAUUUAAUGUGGGUAGUGGGUAUCUACUACGUAGGUAUAUACUUAAUAAUAUAAUUUACAGCAAACGCGUGUUUUUGUCCAAAAAGCCUUUGAAUAAGCUUUUUCGAUGACAACAAUAAAUUACUUGUAUUUUUAACAAAAUUUAUAAUAUUGUUUAUUAAAUAAUUUAUCACCCCUGGAGAUUACACUUGCAUUUGUUAGAAACUAAGUAAAUUGUGUAUAAUUUAAGUUUAUUUAAUAAUACAUAAAUUAUGUAAGCUUUUGAAAGGGUUAAUGAAUAAAGUUUAAUUUGUG
Molecule: messenger RNA, 2772 nt
Organism: Bicyclus anynana (squinting bush brown)
Lineage: Eukaryota; Metazoa; Arthropoda; Insecta; Lepidoptera; Nymphalidae
Exons: 8
Coding region: 145-1311 (388 amino acids)
Source: RefSeq, a predicted model, not a curated record